AUGGGUCAACCAUGGGCCGACCAACCAUACACUCUCCUCCCGCUGCCCGGGAUGCCGGGACAACGCACUAGCACCAAUAAGGAUGUGCUCGACAUGGCUGUCGAGAUGGCCCAUGUCCACAACUUGAUCUUACGAGGAAUGAAUGCCAUCUACCACCAAUGCGAGCACGUAACCAAGCCGGGGGAUAUUAAGGACUUCGUGCUGUAUAUCAAAACGUGGGGCGACAUGGUGCACCACCAUCAUUCGAUGGAAGAGACAGAGGCUUUUCCCGGGUGGGAUGGGAUCGCGAAAGCAGCGGGAGCUUCAGAGAGCAUCACCAGCAGGAACGUCGAGCAGCACCAUGCUUUCGAGCAAGGUUUCGAGGAACUCAGAACAUAUGUGGGGGAGAUGCACGAAGGGAAAGCUGAGUACGAUGCCGCAAAGGUCAAAGACAUGAUCGAAAGAUUCGCGCCAAUCCUCAACGUGCACCUACACGAUGAGGUAAACAUGAUACUCGAUAUGGAAAAGUACGACGGCAAGGCACUGAAGAAGGUCAUGGAUGCAGCCGCACAGACAUCGGUCAAUUCGGCGGACCCAAAUCUCGUCCUUCCCAUGCUGUUUGGAUGCUACGACAAGACCGUUCCCGGACUAGGGAAGUUUCCGCCGGUUCCAUUUUUCCUGCCAUACUUGAAUGCUUUGUGGUUCUCGAGGAAGCACCAAUCUAUCUGGAGGUUCAAUCCGUGCGACCAUUGGGGAAGGCCUAGACCUCUGGCUUUCGCGGGUCCAUCUCAGACACAAUGAUUUGCUCGUUGGGGAUCUAGGCAGCAAAGUUUUGGGGGCUUUAUCUGGGGUUCCUUACAUCUUUUGGUGGAC
This is a messenger RNA of Paraphaeosphaeria sporulosa, 852 nucleotides long. RefSeq lists its product as uncharacterized. The transcript has 3 exons. The coding region runs from base 1 to 780 and encodes 259 amino acids. The record is from RefSeq and is a predicted model, not a curated record. NCBI's taxonomy places the organism in Eukaryota, Fungi, Ascomycota, Dothideomycetes, Pleosporales, Didymosphaeriaceae.